AUGACGGUGCGUAAAGGAAAAAAACUCACCAUCUCCAUCCAGGAACACAUGGCCAUAGACGUCUGCCCGGGCCCGAUCCGACCAAUCAGACAGAUCUCCGCCUACUUCCCCCGUCUCUCCCCGACUGGUGAACCUAUCUCCUCACACCCUGCUGCCUCUCCAGUGGCCCUCAGCCCUGGGCUCGGGGCUUCUGGGGUGGGGAGCAGCACACUUCUCUCCCCGAUACAAGCUGGGGCCAGGGGAGGUGGUGGAACACUGUCAUUGUCCAGCAGUGUUGACACAUCAGUGGACAUCAACAGCUCAGACAGUGAUGACUGCACGGCUCUCGGGACAUUAGAGUUCGAAUUGCGAUAUGAGAGAGCAACCAGCUCCCUACACUGCACCAUCCUCAGAGCCAAGGGUUUGAAGCCUAUGGAUUUCAACGGCUUGGCAGAUCCAUAUGUUAAGAUUCAUCUCCUGCCUGGAGCAAGUAAGGCUAAUAAGUUGAAAACCAAAACGAUACGGAAUUCUCUAAAUCCAGUCUGGAAUGAGACUCUAACAUAUAUUGGAAUCACGGAAGAAGACAUGCACAGAAAGACCCUGAGGUUAUCAGUGUGUGAUGAGGACAAGCUGACUCAUAAUGAAUUUAUUGGUGAGUCGCGGGUGGCUUUAAGGCGUGUGAAACCAGACCAGACAAAACGCUUCUACACCUGCCUAGAGCAUCCACCCCCUCUUCCCUCCCCAACGGCAAUGGGAGCGGCACUGAGAGGGAUCUCCUGUUAUCUCAGAGAGUGGGAGCAGGAGCAGUUGCACAGUCUGGAGGAGCGAGGCCGUCUGUUACUGUCGCUCCAGUUCCUGCCUCCGUCUGUAGAGGGCGAUGGAAAGGCUCGGCGGGGAGGUCUGUGUGUCGGUGUUCAGCGCUGUGCUCACCUCGCUGCCAUGGAUGUCAAUGGCUUCUCUGAUCCCUAUGUAAAAACAUAUCUGAAGCCUGAUGUGCAAAAGAAAUCAAAACAUAAAACGGCCGUGAUUAAAAAGACCCUUAACCCAGAAUUUAACGAGGAGUUCUUUUAUGAGAUCUCUUUCACAGAGCUAGUCAGUAAGACGCUGGAAGUCACCGUAUGGGACUAUGACCUGGGUCGAUCCAAUGAUUUUAUAGGUGGAGUGUGCCUGGGCUGUCACUCACAGGGAGAUGCUCUACGCCAUUGGAUGGACUGUCUGAGGAAUAAGGGACAGAGGGUGGAGCGAUGGCAUGUCCUGACCAAUGAACUCCCUCAGAGCUCCUGCCAGGACUGA
Molecule: messenger RNA, 1272 nt
Organism: Neoarius graeffei (lesser salmon catfish)
Lineage: Eukaryota; Metazoa; Chordata; Actinopteri; Siluriformes; Ariidae
Gene: doc2a
Product: double C2-like domains, alpha
Exons: 10
Coding region: 1-1272 (423 amino acids)
Source: RefSeq, a predicted model, not a curated record